Molecule: messenger RNA, 3849 nt
Organism: Cladophialophora psammophila CBS 110553
Lineage: Eukaryota; Fungi; Ascomycota; Eurotiomycetes; Chaetothyriales; Herpotrichiellaceae
Exons: 12
Coding region: 1-3849 (1282 amino acids)
Biological process (GO): transmembrane transport
Cellular component (GO): membrane
Molecular function (GO): ABC-type transporter activity; ATP hydrolysis activity; ATP binding
Source: RefSeq, a predicted model, not a curated record
AUGAGCGCCGCCGAGGAGCGGGCGUCUGUCGCCGACGCCAAAUUGCCCAGCCCCGAAGCUGUCGAAGAAAUGGCCGUCACUGUCAAAGAAAAAGAAAAGGAAAAGGAGAAGCCCAAGAAGACAGCCACGCCUCCUCUCUCGAACUACUGGCGCAUACUGUCCUUUCGUUCGAGGAGAGACGGAUUCGCCCUUCUAGUCAGUACUCUGUGCGCUAUUGGAUCUGGCACGGCACUUCCGCUUAUGAACAUCGUUUUUGGGAACCUUGUUAAAGAUUUCAAUGGCUACUUCCUGCCAAAUUCCACCGUGACCGAAAGCAGAUUCAAAUCAGCUGUCAGCCAGAAUUCGCUAUACCUGGUCUAUUUGUUCAUCGGCAGGUUUAUCCUGACCUACAUCUCAACGUUCUGUUUUCGCGUAACUGGACUACGAAUUUCUGCCAGGUUGCGACUCAGCUACCUCCAGUCACUCUUCGCUCAGCCCAUCAAGAAGCUCGACGAAGUAUCCGCCGGCACUGUCGCCAACACUAUCACGGCUUCGUCCAACAUCAUCCAGAUCAGCAUUUCGGACAAGCUCCAUUCGUUGUUCAUGGCCGUCACCUUGAUCAUCACCGCCUACAUCAUUGCUUUUCGCUACUCGGCGCUUCUCACCCUUGUAUCAAGCUCCUCUAUGCUUUUCGUCGUCAUCGUAUACAGCAUAACUACGCCUUUCUUAAUUAAAAGGAUGGCCCAGGUCGAGAAGUCCAACGCCAAAGCUGCUUCAAUAGCAGGGGAAAUCUUCAGUUCGAUCCGCGCCGUCUUCUCCCUGGGAGCUGAGAAGAGCCUGACAAAGAAGUACUUUACAGCCGUCGAAGAGUCGCAAAGGCAAGGACUCGCCAUGUCCAUUCUAUACGGUGUCCAAGUGGCGCCCGGGUUUUUUGCCAUGUACUCGAGCUUUGCACUGUCUUUUUGGUUCGGACUCAAGCAAUAUCGGGAAGGGCAUAUUGCUAGCAUCGGUACAGUCGUCACGGUUUUCUUCUCGGUCAUAAUCGUCAUGGCUAUUUUGGGAGUCCUUACCACCCCAAUCAUUGCCAUAACGAAAGCCAUCAGCGCUUCGACUGAGUUCUUUUCAAUGAUCGAUGCUCCAAGAGUCUCGUACGAAGGUGCCUCCGAACCCGACGUGUCGUCGCAUGAUGAUAUUGAAUUCGAUAAUGUGGACUUUACCUACCCCAGUCGCCCCGACGUUCAGGUCUUGAAAGGGUUCAAUGCUCGAUUUAGGAAAGGUCAAACGACUGCUCUGGUAGGCCCUUCAGGAUCGGGCAAGAGCACUAUUGUAGCGUUGCUGGAGCGUUGGUAUGAGCUGGGUAGGGAUGAUGGCAUGGUGUCAAUUGGUGGCCAUGACAUCAGGGACACCAGUCUGAAGUGGUGGAGGUCGCAAAUAGGCCUUGUUCAACAAGAACCAUUCUUGUUCAACGAUACCAUCUUCAAGAAUGUCGCAUUCGGACUGAACGGGACCGUGUGGGAAAAGGCUGAUGAUGCGACAAAGCAGCAAAGAGUCGAGAAGGCCUGCCAAGAAGCCUUUGCCGAUGAGUUUAUCCGACAACUUCCAGACGGAUAUAAAACAAGAGUUGGAGAGAGCGGGAUAAAACUGAGUGGCGGCCAACGGCAGCGGCUUGCGAUCGCCCGCAGCAUCAUUCGAGAGCCUUCCAUUCUGAUCCUGGAUGAAGCAACCAGUUCGAUCGACGUUCGAGGAGAAAGGAUUGUACAGAAAGCCCUGGACCAGGUGUCCAAAAAUCGGACGACUAUUGUGAUUGCCCACCGGCUUUCCACAAUUCGCAAGGCCGACAGUAUUAUUGUUAUGCGUGACGGACGAAAGAUGGAAGAAGGCGACCAUGAUACCCUGCUCUCGAUCCCCGACGGGAUUUACGCGGGCCUCGUACACGCACAGCAGCUUGAAGCCGAGACAGCUCCUCCAACUAACGAGAACAUCGAGGCAUCUGAUCUGAAACAUCUCGAGAGGGGGGACACGGCCGUCUCCGCAGAGCAACACGACGAGAAUACCACGAAAUACAAGGAUCGCGGAUUCUUCAUGUCCGUUGGCCGGAUUCUUUAUGAACAGCAAAGUUAUUGGAUAUUUUACGUUUUGGUCAUUAUUGCAGCCAUGGGAGCAGGCUCGGCCUUCUCGCUUCAAAGUUGGAUCUUUGCUCAGCUGAUGGAAGUUUUCACCUUUACCGGUCAAAAGCUGAAGGAAAGAGGGGACUUUUGGUCCCUGAUGUUCUUCAUACUCGCUUUGGGUAUGGCAGUGUCAUACUUUCUCCUCGGAUUCUUCUCCAAUCACCUCUCCGUGCUCGUGUCGUCCGUGUAUCGGCGCGAACACUUUCAGAAUCUCCUUCGAAAUCCCGUCUCAUACUUCGACACUGAAGGCAACUCCUCUGGUUCAUUGAUGGCCCGUUUGGCCACCGACUUCAAACUCCUCAGCGAACUGCUCGGCUUGAACGGCGCCUUCCCCUUGAUCUCUUUCUUCAACAUGACCGGAUGCAUUAUCAUAUCCUUCUACUUCGGCUGGAAGUUGACCUUGGUGACCUUCUUCUCCGCCAUGCCGGUCGUCAUUGUUGCCGCCUUUGUCCGCAUCAAAUACGAGGUCCAGUUCGAAGAGUGGAAUUCGAAGGUUUUCGCCCACAGCUCGCAAUUUGCAACGGAAGCCGUCGGUGCCUUUCGAACCGUCACGUCGUUGACCAUGGAAGACUCUAUCCUCCAAAAAUACUCGGAUCUCUUGCAAGAGCAGAUUCGGGAUGCAACCAGACGAGCGACACAUGGCUGUCUUGUAUUUGCUCUCUCGGACAGUGUCGAACUCUGUGCCAUGGCAUUGACGUUCUGGUACGGGGGACAGCUUCUGGCAACCCGCGAAUACAACAUUAUCCAAUUCUUUCUCAUCUUCAGCGCAAUCGUGCAAGGCUCGCAAGGGGCUGGCCAAUUCUUGAGUGUCUCCCCAAACAUUGCUCAAGCCACCGCGGCAGCCAAUCGCAUUCUGAGUUCGCGCUCCAUCGGUGAUGAAGACGCAAAGUUGAAUGGCGUGGGUGCACCGCUGCCACCAACUGAAAAGAAGGCAGGCGCCAGGAUCGAGUUCAAGGACGUCGUCUUCAAAUAUCCCACGCGAGGCACCCCCAUCUACCGCAACCUCAACCUAUCGGUCGAAAGCGGCCAGUUCGUGGCCUUUGUCGGUCCUUCGGGAUGCGGCAAGACCACGGUGAUCUCGCUGCUGGAGCGAUUCUACGACCCUGUUUCGGGAAUCAUCACCUUCAACGACCAAAACCUGAAAGACAUCGAAAUGUCGUCCUAUCGCCGUGCCCUGUCGCUUGUCGCUCAGGAACCUAAACUCUUUGACGGCACCAUUCGCGAGAACUUGAUCCUGGGCCUCGAUGACGGAGAUGUCGCGGAAGAAGACAUGGUGCAAGCCUGCAAAGACGCCGAAAUCCACGACUUCAUCUCCUCCCUGCCGGACGGGUACGGCACUCCACUGGGGAUCAACACACAGACUUCUCUCAGUGGCGGUCAGAAGCAGCGCUUGUGUCUCGCCCGCGCCCUGCUCCGCAACCCGUCCCUGUUGCUCCUCGACGAAGCCACCUCGAGUCUGGAUUCACAAUCCGAAAAGCUCGUGCAGGGCGCCAUCGAGCGCCUGGUGGGCCAGAGGAGCAUGACUGUGAUCGCAGUGGCGCAUCGACUGGCGACCAUUCAAAAAGCCGACACCAUCUUUGUGUUUGGCGAGAGCGAGGCGGGCCGGGGAUCGAGGAUCCUGGAAAGAGGCACGCACAAGGAGUUAUUGAGCAGACGGGGGGCAUAUUGGCAGAUGUGCCAGGAACAAGCGCUCGAUCGGUGA